AUGGCUUUGACUGACAAACACAAAGUAAAACGCCAGCGGCUAGACAAAAUUUGCGAGGGUAUCCGGCCACAGAUCAUGAACGGGCCCAUGCACCCGCGUCCCCUGGUGGCGCUGCUGGAUGGACGCGACUGCACGGUGGAGAUGCCCAUCCUCAAGGACCUGGCCACCGUGGCAUUCUGCGACGCUCAAUCUACACAGGAAAUUCAUGAAAAGGUGCUAAGCGAAGCGGUGGGAGCUAUGAUGUACCACACCAUCACGCUGACCCGAGAGGACCUGGAGAAGUUUAAAGCGCUACGCAUUAUCAUACGCAUCGGCAGCGGCUACGACAACAUCGAUAUCAAAGCGGCCGGAGAACUAGGCAUCGCCGUGUGCAACAUUCCCUCGGCGGCCGUGGAGGAGACGGCCGACUCGACGCUCUGUCACAUUCUCAACCUGUACAGACGGAACACCUGGCUGUACCAGGCUCUCCGGGAGGGCACGAGGGUCCAGAGCGUGGAGCAGAUCAGAGAGGUGGCGUCGGGGGCGGCCAGGAUCCGGGGAGAGACGCUCGGCCUCAUCGGAUUCGGUCGCGCGGGGCAAGCGGUUUCGAUGCGGGCCAAGGCGUUCGGUUUCAACGUGAUCUUCUACGACCCGUACCUGCAGGACGGGCUGGAGCGCUCGCUGGGCGUGCAGCGCGUAUACACGCUGCAGGACCUCCUCUACCAGAGCGACUGCGUCUCUCUGCACUGCAACCUCAACGAGCACAACCAUCACCUCAUCAAUGACUUCACCAUCAAGCAGAUGCGUCAAGGAGCAUUCCUGGUGAACGCGGCGCGAGGGGGCCUGGUGGACGAGAAGGCUUUGGCACAGGCCCUCAAAGAAGGCAGAAUACGUGGAGCCGCCCUCGACGUCCACGAGUCGGAACCCUUUAGUUUUUCUCAAGGUCCCCUGAAGGACGCCCCCAACUUAAUCUGCACGCCACACACCGCCUGGUACAGCGAGCAGGCGUCGCUGGAGAUGCGCGAAGCCGCCGCCACGGAAAUUCGACGAGCCAUCACGGGUCGUAUCCCCGACAGCCUGCGAAAUUGCGUCAACAAAGAGUUUUUUAUCACCUCGGCGCCCUGGGGUGUGAUGGAGCAGCCGCAACCUCACCCGGAGAUCAACGGCGCCGCCUACAGGUUCCCUCCUGGCGUGGUGGGGGGCGUAGCGCCCGGCGGAAUCCCCCGACCGCUUGAGGGGCUUCUGCCCGGCGGAGUGCCCAUCGCCCACACGCUGCCCCCGGGCACCCAUGCGUCCCAGGCCACCUCCCCCAACCAGCCCUCCAAACACGGCGACCCCAGCAGAGAGCACAUGAGCGAGCCGUGA
Molecule: messenger RNA, 1344 nt
Organism: Nerophis lumbriciformis (worm pipefish)
Lineage: Eukaryota; Metazoa; Chordata; Actinopteri; Syngnathiformes; Syngnathidae
Source: RefSeq, a predicted model, not a curated record